CGAGAUUUCUUGACUCGAGCUUUGCAUCCUUCUCGUCCUUGAAAUGCAUUCGCAUUCUAGCGCUCUUCGUUGCUCGAUGAGUGACUGUCAUUCCUGCCCCUCUAAAGUACGGUACUUUUCACGGCUCCGGUAGGCAGACUGGCACCAGGUCCAGUCUAGUUUCUGACCAAAAGUCCGCCCCACCUACCAUACAUUAGCCGUACUUCCCCUCUGGUCUGCAGGAACCCAUCGUGUCUUUUACUUGGUGUCUUUAGCCUUUACACAUUCAUCACUCGGGCCAUACCCUCUUGCCUCUAACUCCUAUCGGUGGUUCAUGGUUAAGGUGCAGAAGCAGAGGCACAAGCAGAAUCCCUGUCUGUGAUGGGAAUUACAGUAAAGUUUACUUGUUAGUGCAGCCAACGACACCAAGGUUGGACAGAGCAUUACCAGCUUCUUUUGCUGCUCUCUAGAUACUAUCGGCGGACUGCCCCGGCACAUGGGUUUUCGUCGCUUGUCAGCGUUGCCCAUGUUGCCAAGCGAACAAUGUGGUAGUAGUGAGCCGGACAAAGAAGCGGGGACCCUUUACCACGGCCAUUGAUGAUUGAUGACGCCAGCCGUUGCUUGAAUCUCAAGUAGGUAAAUAUCUUUGCUCUCAACACACGCCCAUCAUGUCGCCUCCACGGCCGGGUGCACCGCCCGGGUGUGAGGUACCUACCCCUGUACGGGCACUGCGAUAGCGACAAGGAUCAGGCAUGGUUGCUCUAUGUAUGGCACCCAUACUCCUCCCAUGCCACUUUGUGUUGCAUUCACUGGAUGUUGUGGUGUAUGUCAUGGCACUUGCAUCCGGAGCUCUCUGUUUCCCUUGGGAGCUCGACUUGGGUUUCGCCGAGGAGUACGAUGGUAUUCCUCAUCGGGCAGCCCUCCUCUCCAGUGUUAUUAUGUGAUGGCUGGGAAAUCAAGGCCCAUGUUGCAUAGGUGACGGCUCGGCUCAUCUCGCCGCUUGCUGAUAUGUAUUUGGCAAGCUGCUGCCCUCCACUGCUACCUACCUGCAGAAAAGUCUCUCCUCCUUCUUUGCCCGCGCUUGUCUAUGAGGUCGCAAGCAGUCGGUCGCUUACAGCAAACUCGGCCAGGUCUGGAUUGGCGUUCACGUAGUUGCACAACAACUUAUUGGCACUAGAAAAGCCAAUAGAGCUACUGUCUACAAGCAGCCACUACGACAUAGCAACUGCACAGCUUUGGUGCCGGCUACCUACUGCUUACUAAAGUUAGCCACGAACAUUUGACUUCCAUACCGGCUGUACAUAAAUCAGUUGCAGGCUUGACACGCUUUAAGUAUCUGGAGAAACUCAGGUGGUAUUUACAAAGUCAAAGCUACUUGCUUGCUGUCUCGCGAGGAAAUGGUACUAUCAUGGCAGUUUUGGGCUACGGCGGCCCUGGCGCUCAGUCCAUUCGUUGCUGGCGCCGGGGAGCAGUCCAUCCAAGGUCGCAAUGAAACGACUGAGAUCGAGGCAGGAGUAUUGCUUCACUGCAAGCACAAGGAAGGCUACCUCUGCUUUGAUCAUUGCUUUGAUGGUGGCCAAGGAAGUUGUGCUGCCUACUUUGAGAGCAAGGGGGUGCCGCCCAAGACCAUAAUAUCGACUGUAACAACUAGGUCUUUACUCACAGAUACGAUAACUGUGACCAAGACAUCAACUGCAACUGAGACGUCAACUAUGACGAAAACUUCGACGGUUCAAUCGAUUGUUUGGGCAACAGACACUGUCACCGAGUCCUUCACAGCAACAAAGACGGCAACAGAGACCGCAACGGCUACGGAGACUGUGCGACAGACCACACGGCUGACCACCACAGCUACCACAACCAGCCUGUCAACUGUGGUAACAACGUUCCCGCCUAUGACUGUUACCAUGACUCUCUCGGGGACAACAGUCUUCAGCACCAUUUCCGCAAGCACUAUGACACGCGUUGAGACUGUAGAGGUCAUUCAAACCAUCACUCUAGCACCAGAGACACUUAUCCUGGCCACCACAACGCCUUCGCCAGUAACUGCCUGCCCGGCACCUACAGCAGCAGCUCUUGGAGCCCCUCGAUCUAGCAGUUUCAGGCUGAAAUGGGGCUGUGAACCCGGCUACGUCUGUAGUCCUCCAAAGCCAGAGGGCUGCAACGCUUGGGGCAGUUGUCCUCCAAAGGAUUACGUUUGUGAGCCACAGUAUUGCCGCCCUGCUCCGCCACCUCAAAUAGCCCCCGAGACAAGCAGCAAUGAGACCGGCUGGGUGCCUCCCAAUCCCUUUUACUUCAAUUUAGAUCCCACAAAGUUCGGACUCACAGGCUCAAUUUUUGAGAAGUACGAGAUCAUUCAGGUGGUUGAAGGACGGACAAUAACGGUCACCACCGGUGACUGGACUCCCCAUGCCUCCGUGGCCCAAGCCACAGCCGCUCCAGGAAACCCAGGCUUGCAUAUGUACAAACCCAGGAAGCGCGGCGAUAAGCCCAUUGGCCCACGCAAGAUCCUGUCUUGGAAGAACCUCAGGAACGUCAUGAAGCAUGCCAAGAGACUAUACCGGCGGCAGAACGGGGCACGCAUCCCCGAAAGAAUGUCCAUUUGCUACACGCCGUGCAACGCAGCUUUCAUUGCAGCUCAGGAUAUAGGUUUGGUUCCACGACUUUGCGUGGAAGGCUCCUCAUACCAGGACGACGUAAAUGGCUGCUGGGAAUGCCUCGAUCUGUGGAGGAAUGAAACACAAACGGGUAACGUCAGGGAGUACGUCGGAGACCAGUUCGAAGAAUAUCUCGCGUACUGCGAUGUCAACGACGGCACAGUCCCGCCAUCGGGUCCGCAGAGCAUCGUAUCAACAGAACCAGGUCUCACAUCGGCUUCUCAAGGCGGAGCUGUCACAAGCGGAGCGCCCAUCCCGAUCAGUUCAACCUUGGCCUCAGCUUCAGACUUGACUUCAGACUCGUCUUCGGCCACUACUUUGCCGUCAAUCACUGGCCCUGGCCCAACACCAACAGGCUCCAGUCCACCGUCGACUACCGCAACACCUAGGACCACACCAUCCGUUCCGGUAGUUUCUACGACGCCAUCGCCGCCCACUGUGACAACAGCUGGGGCAGUCUUCUUGAGGAGCAGUCCAGCCAACGCUCUUCUGUUGACGCUUCUUGCAGUCAUAGUUGGCCAACUUUGAGCCUGCCGGGGGCAUCUACUCCAUUUGGCUCGGCGUUUUUGUUUUUCUUAGUCCCUCCCUCUGAUCUACUAAUGUGUAAUGCGGUCUUAAUGAUUUUGAACCUGGACCAUAGUUGAGAUAUGAAUUUGUCUCAGCCCUGCAAGAGGUAUUUCCUAUGUACAUUCUCGAUAUACUUACUCUCUUGGCUACAUACACCCCACUGCGAAUACAUUCCUUUAUAGGUUAUAGAAGCAGCCAUGAACCUUGGGUUUUGACUUGAGGAAAGACUGAAAUUGGAAAAUUUUGGUCUGAACUAUGUCAAAUGAUUUGAGAGGACGAUACCAGGUUUCCUACCACUCUUUACAUGCUCCACGGCGGGAAAGCCUGCUCAUAUUGCCGUGAGCCCCGUUGUUUAUAUACAUCCCAACUUCAGUUUCGCCAAGGCAAACUAGUUUAACGAUAGAUGACAAUCCGAUACCAAACAC
This is a messenger RNA of Pyricularia oryzae 70-15, 3628 nucleotides long. RefSeq lists its product as uncharacterized. The record is from RefSeq and is a predicted model, not a curated record. The coding region runs from base 1377 to 3164 and encodes 595 amino acids. Lineage: Eukaryota; Fungi; Ascomycota; Sordariomycetes; Magnaporthales; Pyriculariaceae. The transcript is spliced from 3 exons.